Recurvomyces mirabilis is the source of this 840-nucleotide messenger RNA. RefSeq lists its product as uncharacterized. The transcript is spliced from 2 exons. The record is from RefSeq and is a predicted model, not a curated record. The coding region runs from base 1 to 840 and encodes 279 amino acids. Lineage: Eukaryota; Fungi; Ascomycota; Dothideomycetes; Mycosphaerellales; Teratosphaeriaceae.
AUGGUGCAUGGCUACAGUCAUUUCGCCCUUUCCUUCUAUCUUAGCUUUUGCCGACACCUCCAGAAUGUGGCGCUUAUCCUUAUUUGCAAUCUAGUGCAAGCUCAAUGGGACAUCACGAUUACGGACGCGGUCUGCGUGAGCCGACGAGCGGUGUAUCUCGGUGCUUCAAUACCGAACGUCGUCACAGAUGCUCUGUUACUUAUACUGCCAAUACCAUAUGUCUGGACACUACAUGCACUAGUGGCUCAGCGACUGGCGGUCGAUGGCAUGUUCCUGCUUGGAUGUUUCGUGUCAGUCGUCUCGCUAGUCCGUCUGAGCGUCUUCAUGGGUCUGGACUUGACUUCUCCGAAUGUCACAUAUAAUUUGAACGACGUUUUUAUCUGGUCUCUGGUCGAGGUGAACGUCGGCAUCAUAUGUGCCUGCAUACCUGGUCUGAGACCUGCAGUUAGAGUACUAGGGCUCGGCAAAUGGUUUGGUAUGAGCAACCAAUCUGGAGCACAAAGUGGUGACCUCGGAGCAUCACCGUACCACUACCCGUCGAACCACGCGAGGUCACGAUCAGCCAAGAAGCCAUCCAUGUUCGCGAGUCUAUUCACGCACAUGGAUGAAGAAGAGGACAGCUUCGAGAUGAUUGGCAAGAAUCAUGACCAGCAAGGAAGGAACGAUGUGCAGAUUGGCGUGGCAAAGAGUACGGAGUGGCACAGUACGCAUACUACCGAAGAAACGAAUCGUGGGACACCUUCAAGUCCAGAUGUGCCUGCUAUCAAGGUCAGAAAGGACUGGCGACUUGAUGUCUCAACAGCGCCGGGGGUUAGUGUCGAAAUCGAGCGUGGUAGAUGA